This is a messenger RNA of Neogale vison (American mink), 1737 nucleotides long. RefSeq names its product GVQW motif containing 3 (gene GVQW3). The transcript is spliced from 2 exons. NCBI's taxonomy places the organism in Eukaryota, Metazoa, Chordata, Mammalia, Carnivora, Mustelidae. The record is from RefSeq and is a predicted model, not a curated record. Bases 498 to 1256 code for a protein of 252 amino acids.
UGUCUCCCGGAACUCUAGAGCUGGCGAGCCCUCGGCACCGUCGGUACGUUUGGCGUGCGGGGGUUUCCGCAGACCUGGGGCGGCGAGCUUGCACGUUAUAUUUCUCCUUGCUUGCUUACGUUGCCACCACUUAGGUCUCUAUUGCAGAAAUCGCCAUAGACGCUGAAGGGCCGCGGAAUUAAAAGACCUUGCUGACUGAUUUGCCCACUUUCCGCAGACCUGCGUGCACAAGUUGAACGGAGACGUGUAGGAGAUUUCAUUUUCCCCAGUUUUGCAGCUAAUCUUAAGCCCUGUUAGCUUUUCAGGACGGGUUUCCCCCGUCAACCGGAAGCUGCGGGACGAAGACUCAAGAGAAGCAGUUACUUUUCCCUGGUGAGGCUUCUGGAGGAUCGUUACGAGCCACAUGAUUCCACUUGGAGCCCUAUAAAAGAUUGGUUCCGCUCUCUUCCCUUUACAGCUGUGGUCUUUUCACUUUCGUGUGCUGUUGAAGUGCCAGAAUGAGUGACCGCUAUCUAGAACAAAGGAUUAGUAUAAAAUUCUGCGUCAAACUGAACAAGUCCGCAAGUGAGACCCACCACCUUUUAAAAGAAGCUUAUGGAGAUGAAGUCAUGUCAAGGGCCCGAGUUUUCGACUGGCACAAAAGGUUUAAAGAAGGGCGGGAAGAUGUCCGAGAUGACGCCCGAAGUGGUCGUCCAGUCACCCACCGGACGGAUGAAAAUAUCCAGAAGGUCAAGGACUUGGUUUGUUCAAACAGGCGGUUGACCGUGAGGAUGAUGGCGGAAGAGUUAAAUUUAGAUAAAGAAACCGUUAGACUCAUUUUGAAAGAGAACUUAAAUAUGAGGAAAAUAUCUGCAAAAGUUGUAUCAGGUAUUUUGAAGGAUGAACCCAAACCUCAGAGAUUUGACUUUCAGUCUGAUCCUUCAAAGGAAAUGAGGAAAAAUAAAAAUAGCUUGUGUGUAAGGAAAAAGAUAAUUAUUUGUGUUUUCUGGGUCUGCACGGUCAAUAAAUUUUCAACGAGCAGUGAUUCUGUUCCUCAUCUUUCACGGCUUUAUGGGACUUCAGGGAACGAAAGCAUAACAUCCUGCUUUCCCAUAAGUUCUCUGGCUGCUACCCUGGCACCAAUUAAAGACAUGUCUAUGCAAUUAAUCAAGACCAAUUUGGAAGCCUUCUGGCGCUGCCCCUCUGAUGUGCUGCCUGCGGCACAUACAGUAGUUCCUCGGCUGCAGCGAUGGAGCCAGGCACAGAGGAGCUUUUGAUGAACUGGCUGUGCUGGCCCCAAGUGUUAACUAUGUCAUCUGACAUGACUAACGAGGCUCCCAACUUGAUCCGUGUGAGUGCAGCAGCCCCGCCGUCUGGAGGAGGCGCCGUUUCCGCAGCCAGCCUGGGAAGAGGCUGCAACAUGCUGGGUACACACGCCAUCAUGUCAGCUGGAGUCCUGGAGGCCUCUAGUGUUGGAGCUGGGAGUCGUCUGUGGGGAAGGGGGUGGGCGCUGCGAGCCAGGCUCUGCACUGGGCACUGGUGGGAGUGUGACCCGAUUUAAACUUCAAGCUCAGCGUCUUUGUUGGACAGACGUGGGAGCCAAGACUCAGCAAAGUGUGGGAUUUGGGGCACCUGAGUGUCUCAGUGGGUUAAGCCUCUGCCUUUGGCUCAGGUCAUGAUCUCAGAGUCCUGGGAUUGAGCCCAGCAUCAGGGGCUCAAUCCAUCCCCCACCAAUCCCCCUCCUGCCUACUUGUGAUC